Messenger RNA from Chelonia mydas (Green sea turtle), 5061 nucleotides. RefSeq names its product adenylate cyclase 1 (gene ADCY1). Gene Ontology annotation, molecular function: adenylate cyclase activity. Lineage: Eukaryota; Metazoa; Chordata; Testudines; Cheloniidae. The transcript has 20 exons. The record is from RefSeq and is a predicted model, not a curated record. Gene Ontology annotation, cellular component: plasma membrane. Bases 57 to 3473 code for a protein of 1138 amino acids. Gene Ontology annotation, biological process: intracellular signal transduction; adenylate cyclase-activating G protein-coupled receptor signaling pathway; cAMP biosynthetic process.
GCAGAGGAGCAGCAGCAGCAGGGGACGCCAGGAGGAGCAUUCCUUCCCCGGGGUUUAUGAAUGGCACUGACAUGGAGGAAAUACCGUUUCAGAAAGUCAAGACCAAGAGGAAGACGUGCUGCCGCUGCUGCUGCUCCCCCCCGGCCGCGGGCGCCGGGCUGGGGGGAGCCCCUCCGCCGCCGCCGCUGCUGGAUGCCGUCGCCUGCGAGGACGAGUUCGACUGCAAGGAGCUGGAGUCCCUCUUCCAGAGCUACAACCUGAAGCUGGAGCAGACCUCCACCCUCAAGGCGCUGGCCGUGCUCAUCGUGCUGACCGCCAGCCUGGCCCUGGUGGAGCUGCUCUCCGGCCCCAGCCUGACCAUCUCCAAGGGCUCGCACCCGGUGCACUGCAUCAUCUUCCUCUCCCUCUUCAUCGUCACCAACGUCAAGUACCUGCAGGUCACCCAGCUGCAGCAGAUCGUCAAGCUCACCCUGCUCUUCAGCUUCACCUUCUCCUUCCUCUGCUGCCCCUUCUCGCUGGGCGCCUACGGCCUGGAGCCCCCCAGCGCCCCCGAGCAGGGCAUGUGGCAGCUCAUGCUGGUCACCUUCGUCUCCUACUCGCUGCUGCCCGUGCGGACCCUGCUCGCCAUCGUCUUCGGGCUGGUGGUGGCCGUCUCCCACCUCAUCGUCACCGCCAGCUCGGUCAGUGCCAAGAGGCAGCGGCUGUGGAGGACGCUCAUGGCCAAUGCUAUCCUGUUUGUCAGUGUAAAUUUGUAUGGGAUCUUUGUGAGGAUUUUGACAGAAAGGGCUCAGAGAAAGGCGUUCCUUCAGGCCAGGAACUGCAUAGAAGACAGGCUAAAGCUGGAGGAUGAAAAUGAAAAACAGGAGCGUCUCCUGAUGAGUCUUUUGCCCAGGAACGUUGCCAUGGAAAUGAAGGAAGACUUCCUGAAGCCACCUGAAAGGAUUUUUCACAAGAUUUACAUUCAGAGGCAUGACAAUGUGAGCAUUUUGUUUGCAGACAUUGUGGGGUUCACUAGUUUGGCAUCACAGUGCACUGCUCAAGAGCUGGUGAAGCUUCUGAAUGAACUCUUUGGCAAGUUUGAUGAAUUAGCUACAGAAAACCACUGCAGAAGAAUUAAAAUUCUAGGGGACUGUUACUAUUGUGUAUCAGGAUUGACACAGCCCAAAACAGACCAUGCCCACUGCUGUGUCGAAAUGGGACUGGAUAUGAUUGACACCAUCACGUCUGUAGCAGAAGCCACUGAAGUGGAUCUCAACAUGAGAGUUGGACUACACACAGGCAGGGUGCUUUGUGGGGUCCUAGGUCUCCGCAAAUGGCAAUAUGAUGUCUGGUCAAAUGACGUGACUCUAGCAAAUGUAAUGGAAACUGGAGGAUUGCCUGGGAAAGUUCACAUAACAAAGACCACCUUAGAGUGCCUAAAUGGUGACUAUGAGGUAGAACCAGGGUAUGGCCAUGAAAGGAACAGUUUCUUGAAGAAGCAUAAUAUUGAAACAUUUUUUAUUGUGCCAUCCCAUCGGAGGAAGAUAUUUCCAGGACUGAUUCUCUCAGACAUAAAGCCUGCCAAAAGAAUGAAGUUCAAAACAGUCUGCUACCUGCUGGUCCAGCUCAUGCAUUGUCGUAAGAUGUUCAAAGCUGAGAUACCUUUCUCCAAUGUCAUGACAUGUGAGGAUGAUGAUAAGAGGAGAGCAUUAAGGACAGCCUCUGAAAAACUCAGGAAUCGUUCCUCUUUUUCUACGAAUGUGGUAUACACCACUCCAGGAACUCGAGUAAACAGAUACAUCAGCCGUUUGAUAGAGGCCCGGCAAACUGAGUCCGAGAUGGCUGACUUGAAUUUCAUUACCCUCAAGUAUAAACAAAUUGAACGUGAGCAUAAAUACCACCAGCUUCAGGAUGAAUACUUCACCAGUGCUGUAGUUCUUUCACUAAUUCUAGCUGCCUUAUUUGGCCUUGUCUACCUUCUAAUAAUCCCACAGAGUACCCUAGUCCUUGUCCUCCUGGUGUUCUGCAUAUGCUUCCUAGUGGCUUGUAUUAUGUAUCUACAUGUCACACGAGUACAAUGUUUUCCAGGGUGCCUGACAAUACAAAUUCGAACCAUUUUGUGUAUUUUUAUUGUGAUCUUAAUUUACUCUGUGGCUCAAGGGUGCGUGGUUGGCUGCAUGCCUUGGGUAUGGAGUACAAAUUCCAGCAGUUCCAUUGUUAUCAUUUCUCCCGGUGGAAUGAAUAAAACAAUGAAUGAACUUCCAUGUGAUACAGCCCAUUAUGCUUUCCUUUCCUGCGUUGUGGGGACUCUUACCUUGGCAAUAUUUCUACGUGUCUCUUCCUUGCCAAAAAUGAUCCUCCUGCUUUUUGUUACUAUUUUGUACAUAGUUGUUCUGGAACUCAGCGGAUACAGAAAAGCAGUAGGGGGUGGCUCCUUUUAUAUGCGUGGCUAUGAACCUAUAUUAGCCAUUUUGCUGUUUUCUUGUGCUUUGGCGCUUCAUUCCAGGCAGGUGGAUUUGAAGUUACGUCUGGACUACCUCUGGGCUGUGCAGGCAGAAGAAGAGAGAGAUGAUAUGGAGAGAGUGAAGCUGGAUAAUAAAAGAAUUCUCUUCAAUCUCUUGCCAGCGCAUGUUGCACAGCAUUUUCUUAUGUCUAACCCUCGGAACAUGGACCUUUAUUACCAGUCAUAUUCACAAGUGGGAGUGAUGUUUGCUUCCAUCCCAAAUUUCAACGAUUUCUACAUUGAACUGGAUGGCAAUAACAUGGGAGUGGAGUGUUUACGCCUCUUAAAUGAAAUUAUUGCCGAUUUUGAUGAGCUUCUGGACAAAGAAUGUUAUAAGGACAUAGAAAAGAUCAAGACAAUUGGCAGUACAUAUAUGGCAGCGGUAGGACUUGUACCAACUACAGGAACAAAGGCUAAAAAAUCAAUUUAUUCCCACUUGAGUACACUGGCAGAUUUUGCAAUAGAGAUGUUUGACGUUCUUGAUGAAAUCAACUAUCAGUCUUACAACGACUUUGUCCUCCGAGUUGGUAUUAAUGUUGGUCCUGUAGUGGCAGGAGUUAUUGGGGCCAGAAGACCACAAUAUGAUAUCUGGGGCAACACUGUGAAUGUUGCCAGCAGAAUGGAUAGUACUGGAGUGCAGGGUAAAAUUCAGGUGACAGAAGAAGUUCAGCGAAUAUUAAAGAGGUGCAGUUACGAGUUUGUGUGCCGAGGUAAAGUCAGUGUAAAGGGAAAAGGCGAAAUGUUGACCUAUUUUCUUGAAGGAAAGGCCAAUGGAAAUAAUUCACAACCACGGUCUUUAAACUUAGAGCGGAAAAUGUACUCCAACGGGAGAACAAACAUUCAAACCAAACUGGGCACCAGUUGUCCAUCAGUGUCCUCAGUCGCCAGCUUUACUGUAAAAGCUGGGCUUGGAGCACUUCAAGCAUCAACAACCCACACAAAUCAAACAUUACAUUACCUUCCUUCUGUGCCAGCUGUGAAAGAAGUUUAGAGCAGAGAAAAUUUGGUUACGGCAUUUGCAGUGAACUCAGAGAGCAGAGGUUGUCUGAAUUUUCACCAGGAGGUCAAGGAUCAUAGGCCAUGGCAUCAACCAAGGAUCACUACAAUCCAACCAAAGAGAACUUGGGAACUGCAUAAACGAACUCUUGGAAUGGAACAAAUAAGGGCUAGCAAUUCUGUUAGGAAAAGUCUAAACCCAAUUUUUUGGAAAUAUGGAAUAUUUUCUUGGCAUUUUUAAAGGAUAAAUGCUAUAAUUGAAAAAAGUGUACACAUGACACUGUAUUUGUGUGUGUAUAUAUAUAUAUAUUUUAAAUCUAUAUAUGCACAUAUACAAACACUCCUAUAUAGAGAUAGAUAAGAGAGAUUUAUUUAUGUACACAUCCACCUUCAAUGGCAUAAGGGAUAGAUUUCUUUUACCACCAUAUCCAGUAUUGUUGGGUCUGAGGUUAGUAAAGCUGCUUUAGGAAAGGAAGGUGAGAUGAUUGAAAAUUAUUUGGGGCUAUAGCAAGAGUUAUGGAAACCUUGUUCCACUGCUUGAAAUAAGGAAACAAGAAUUCGUCAGCGAUUGGUAAAUGAAGGUUGAAUUAAAGCCAACUGCCAAACUGAGGUAUCUUUUAAAGUUUUAUUUGCAUGUUCAGUAGCUUUGAAUGCUUUCCAGUUACAAUUACAACACAAUGCUAUGAGCUAGACAAGAGACAGGGCUUAGGAAUUUGAUCAGAUACUAAUAAAUGUUCUUUCCAUUGACAAAGAAGGUUGCUAAAAUACUGUCUUUCUGUAGGACAUUUUGGCUUGGUAUGAGACAGAGGUGCCAUCCUGCAAGCACAGCAAUAUGCUUAUGAAAUAUAGAACAGUCUUUCCUGUUUUAUGCACAUUGCCAAUUGUAUUGAAGGUAGAGAACAGUGGGACACUCUCUUUUUGCAGUAGCAGACUUUCACUGAAAGCACAGAUUUUCUUGCUCAGUGAAGAUUUAGGCCUGUUUGAACCAUUCAAAGGGCUGACCAGUAUCAGUUACAAAUGUGCUGUUGGUAUUGUUAUAUUUGUACAUUUGCCAACAUUUUUUUAAUUUGAUGCACUGUUUUAUUAUAUAUCCUGAUUCAACACCAGGCUUCUUGUUCUUAGUUACACGAUUACAGAAAGUAUAUACCUAUUUUUGAAGAUAGGAUUCUGAAAGGCAAGCACAUCAAACUUUCUCCAAAUGAUGAUCACGUUGGUAAACUUCCCCAGAGUUUGAGGGCUGCUCUUAAUUUGCAUAAAAGGGAACAUUUUUCAGCUGCUCUCAUGAUCUCAUGGAUGUCAUGGAUAAGUUUGUCUAUCAUCUUAUACCACACCCAUUACUGUGGUAUCCGAACACCUAUAUUAAGCCUUAAGGCAUACACCCAGUCAAGUUCUAUAGGCCACUUCUUUUGUAAACUGCCCAUCCAUAUGCCAGUGUGCUUGCAAUGAUCAUUGCAUUCACCCAAGAGUUCUGAAGGAACUCAAAUAUGAAAUUGCAGAGCUACUAACUGUUGUAUGUAACCCAUCACUGAAAUCACUCUGUACCAGAUGAUUGGAAAGUAGCUAAUCUAAUGCCAAUUUUUAAA